Molecule: messenger RNA, 1254 nt
Organism: Chrysoperla carnea
Lineage: Eukaryota; Metazoa; Arthropoda; Insecta; Neuroptera; Chrysopidae
Product: probable cytosolic iron-sulfur protein assembly protein Ciao1
Exons: 2
Coding region: 186-1202 (338 amino acids)
Biological process (GO): iron-sulfur cluster assembly
Cellular component (GO): cytosolic [4Fe-4S] assembly targeting complex
Molecular function (GO): protein binding
Source: RefSeq, a predicted model, not a curated record
CAGAUUUUCAAUAUGAAAAAUAUUGAAUUUUAACUUAAAUGUAAAAUUAAAAUCGAAAAUACGUAAAACUUUUUAGUAUGCGAUUAAUAAUAAAUAUUUAAAUAAAAAUUACUAGAAAAGAUUAAUUGAUUUUUUAAAGUAUAUACUUUAAAUUAAAUUCACAUAACCUCACUUUGUUGCACAUAAUGAGUAAACUAGAAUUACUUCAUACGUUAACUGGGCAUAUUGGACGUGUUUGGAAUGUGAGUUGGCAUCCUAAAGGUACACUUUUAGCGUCAUGUGGUGAAGAUGUCACAAUCAGAAUAUGGGGACAAGAAGGUAACUCCAAAUGGGUGAACAAAACAAUAUUAACAGAAGGUCAUCAACGUACCAUUCGUGAAGUGUCUUGGUCUCCUUGUGGAAAUUUAUUAGCAUCUGCAAGUUUUGAUGCAACUACAUCGAUUUGGGAUAAAAAAUCUGGACAAUUUGAAUGUAAUGUUACACUUGAAGGGCAUGAUAAUGAAGUGAAAAGUGUUGCAUGGUCGAAAUCUGGUAAUUUGUUAGCAACAUGUAGUAGAGAUAAAUCUGUAUGGGUUUGGGAAGUUAUGUAUGGGGAAGAAUUUGAAUGCGCUAGUGUAUUAAAUGCUCAUACACAAGACGUUAAAAAGGUAAUUUGGCAUCCACAUUUAGACAUAUUAGUAUCUGCAAGCUAUGAUAAUACAGUAAAAAUGUUUAAAGAAGAUCCACAAGAUAACGACUGGUAUUGUGUAAGCACUUUAGCAUCACAUGAAUCCACAGUAUGGAGUUUAGCUUUUGAUAAAAGUGGAACUCGUUUAGCUACUUGUAGUGAUGAUAAAACCGUUAAAAUUUGGCAGCAAUAUUUACCUAACAACAAAGAAGGAAUUGAAACACCCGACAAUGAUCCCGUUUGGAAAUGUGUUUGUACACUUUCUGGUUAUCAUAGUAGAACUAUUUAUGAUAUUACAUGGUGUCCUUUGACUGAUUUGAUUGCAACAGCCUGUGGUGAUGAUGUUAUUCGAAUAUUUAAAGAAUCACCUCAAUCCAAUCCAAACGAACCAACAUUUACGCUGAUUACUAGCGUUGAACGUGCACACAGUCAAGAUGUAAAUUCAGUAGCAUGGAAUCCUACAAUAGCAGGUUUACUUGCGUCUUGUAGUGAUGAUGGCGAAGUUAAAUUGUGGCAAAUGAACAAAUUGGAAUGAUAGUUGGCGAUUGAUAGUUAUCUUGUUUUAGCUUUUUUUUCAAGAAUUAUGU